AAGCGCCAUAUUGCCAGUCUCCUCCAUCUCGCCAAACGUCGAGCAUGCAUGUCUUUACCGGUUAUUGAGGAGAUUAUCAGAGAAUUUUUACUGUGAUCUGCGAGCUGAAUWAUAACACCAUGGAGGCCGUCAAAGCCUUUAACAACGAGCUGUACUCGUUGACUGAGUACAAACCGCCCAUCUCCAAGGCCAAGAUGACUCAGAUCACCAAGUCAGGAAUCAAGGCUAUAAAAUUUUACAAGCAUGUUGUCCAGAGUGUAGAGAAGUUCAUACAAAAGUGCAAGCCAGAAUACAAAGUCCCGGGGCUGUAUGUCAUCGAUUCCAUAGUCAGACAGUCACGCCACCAGUUUGGCACAGAGAAAGAUGUGUUUGCUCCGCGCUUCAGCAAGAAUAUCAUAGCAACCUUCCAGCACCUCUACCGCUGCCCUCCAGAUGAAAAGAGUAAGAUCGUGCGUGUCCUGAAUCUGUGGCAGAAGAAUUCGGUCUUUAAGAGUGACAUCAUUCAGCCUCUGUUGGACAUGGCUGCGGGGAUUCCUCCUCCCAGCACUACGCCUGUCCUGCCCAGCAGUGCUGCUCCAAUAAAUAACACUACACCUGGCACUCCAGCUACACCUGCCACUCCGGCAAACAUUGUCCCAGGUCUGCCUGAGUGGGCAUCCCAGAUUACAAACACGGACACUGUUGCUGCUGUUGCACAGAUCUUACAGAGUCCCCAAGGACAACAGCUUCAACAGUUGGUACAGAGUCUGCAGAUGCAGCAGCAGAAGCCCCAGCCAUCCUUGCUGCAGGCCUUGGAUGCCGGCCUGGUGGUGCAGUUGCAAGCUUUGACAGCUCAGCUCACUGCCGCAGCCACUGCCAACAGCCUCAACCCUCUUGAGCAGAGAGUUUCCUCUUUUAAUAAGAAACUUUUGGGUCCGUUUGACUUUGGGGGUGAUUCUGAACGCAGUGAAGAAUCUAAAAAAGACACCUCAUCUUCUCAACUGCCCAUGGUGUCAGAGCCUAUUAACAGCUCACUCUUUCAUCAACUGGCUGAGCAACUGCAGCAGCAGAACCUGGAACAGUUUCAGAAGCAGCUGCUGGAGCACCAGCAGAAGGCAAUGAAUAUAGAGAGCCAAGACUCAAUCUUUGGGCAGGAAAACUCUGUUAGAACUGCACAGAACAGCAGCCAGCCGCAGCUUCCUGAGCCRGAGAGCAAGAUGGAUGACUCCAUAGACAACCAACAGCAGGAUAUGGACCUGGACGAGGGUCCUGAUGGAAUGGAGGAGGAGGAGGAGGAGAUCUUUGAACCAGAGGAGAAGAAAACGACAAGUACACGGUCCAGAACACGUUCCAGGUCACGCUCGAGAUCUCCUAAACGAAGAAGGUCSAGGUCCCGUUCUGGCUCUCGGAAACGCAAGCAUCGCAAGCGGUCACGCUCGCGCUCCAGAGAUCGCAAGAGGAAGUCUUCACGGUCUUACUCGAGUGAAAGGCGUGCCAGGGAACGAGAGAAGGAGCGUCAGAAGAAAGGAUUACCUCCUAUACGAUCCAAGACUCUAAGUGUGUGCAGCACAACUCUGUGGGUGGGACAGGUGGACAAAAAGGCCACUCAGCAAGACCUCACAAAUCUGUUUGARGAAUUUGGCCAGAUCGAGUCCAUCAAUAUGAUCCCUCCCAGAGGCUGYGCCUACAUCUGUAUGGUCCACAGACAGGAUGCAUACCGUGCCCUCCAGAAGCUUAGUACUGGCUCUUUUAAGAUUGGAUCCAAGAUCAUCAAGAUUGCAUGGGCUUUGAACAAAGGUGUAAAGCAAGAGUACAAGCAGUUUUGGGAUGCAGACCUUGGUGUCACCUACAUACCAUGGGAGAAGGUCAAAGUAGAUGACCUGGAUGGCUUUGCUGAAGGGGGGAUCAUCGAUCAGGAAACAGUCAAUGAUGAGUGGGAAAUUGUUAAGAGCACUGAUCCAGCCAAGGAAGUUACAAGUCAACCAGUAAGCACCGAGGCAACAGUGGUAUCCAAUACACAAACUGAGACCUACAGCCAGCAGGUUACCAUGAUGCCUGUACAGCUACCAGUGCCUCAGGCAGUUCCCAGUGCAGUAGGUUUGGUACCUCCUACUUUUCCUGUUGCGAUGAGCAUACCUCCACCAGGCUAUGGGCCACCACCACCAUUUAUAAGGCCUAGCUUUAAUGCCACACAGCCUCCACCAGGUUUUUUGCAGGCCCCGCACACAGCAGGAAUGGCCCCAGUUACUACGUCUUUAUUGCAGCCAUCUGUGGCCACCAGUCAAGAAGCUGUCAAAGAGACACCCUUCAGCACUAUGAUCCCUCCAACCAGCACUAUCCCUGGCAGCUUCAUGCCCUCAGCCAUCCCAGGACCUGGUAUUUUUCCUCCAGUGGGAGUCCAAACUCAGCAGGCUAACAAUGAGAAAAUGCCACAGUCUGCAGAGGCAAUGGGUGCUGCAGCAGAUCUCGCUCUACAAGGCAUGCAGAAUGCAGUCCGCAGUGGGAUGGGUCUACUUGGCAUGCACCCUACAGCUUCCCUCACCCAUCCGCUGCAUCAGUCCGGGUUGAGUGGUCAGAGAAUGCCUGGGCUGUUGCCUAUGGAUGUUCGACCGAAUCUCCUUCAACCAGGGCCUGCUGCUCGCUUCCCACUCCUUCUGCAGCAGGGUCAUGCCCAGCAAGCAGCUGGCCUUCUUGACGGUUCUCUCCAGGCCCGCCCCCGGGCCCCCUUUCCUCAUAUGGACAUCUUCAACAGGGCCCCAAACCUCACCAGUGAAAAUGUGUCCAAAACAGAAGAUGAGUCCUGCUCUAGAGCCGAUGAGGGGAAAGACCAAGACUACCGCUUCCCACCUGUAGAAAAGCAGAGUACAGGCUUACUGCGGACCCCUCCACCAGAGCACAGAGAGACCCUUGGAGGUGGUGGAGGUCCAGGAGGAGGAGGAGGAAGGCCGCCUUUGCUUCAGACCCCUGGAACUCAGCCAGUAAGAUCCAGCUUGGUGGGACGUUUGCAGGCACUUGCAGGCUUCACUCCUGAUAACCGCUGGAACCAAUCCAAAGGGGACUUUGAUGAGCGAGAUGGCAUGCGAGGAGGACCACCGGCCCCAGGUGGUCCAAAAGGUUUUCAGGAUGAACGCCCUCCCUCUGGGCCAAACUUCCCCAGUCGUUUUGACAGCCGUCCUGGAGCAGCAGGUGGAGCGGGACCUGGUGGGGGUCCGCAGCCCUGGAGCCGUGGAGGUGGUGCUACCUUCAGCAAUGAACUUCAUAAAGACCUAGAUGACCGAAGACGUCCAUGGGAGAGACAAAGAGACAGAGAUGAAAGAGAUGUUGACUUUAGGAGAGACAUGAACGGUAAUCGCCACAACCGUGAGCGAGAGCGCGAGCGGGAUCGAGGACGAGAACGCACCAGAGAACACGAGCGCGAUCGAGAUAGCGACAAAGAGAAGGAGCGUGAACGUGGAGGCUGGACACCUCUCCUUCCUCUGCCUACUCCGCUCCUUCCCACCCCUCCUCUUAAUCCCAACCUGACGCUGAAUCAAGGCAAACUUCUGGUUCCUCUCAAAUUAAACCCCCAGGUUCAGCCACGAUUCCAGUCUCCACUUUUCCCUCAAAGUCAGGCCAAACCUCCCCUCCUGGGUCUGAAACAACCACUCCCUCUGGCUCAAAUUAGGUCUCCUCCUCCAUYGCAGACCCAAGCACCUGUUUCUAAGCCUCAGUCUGAAACUCCAGAUCCUGAUGAAACCCCUCCAGCACAGUCAGCUGGUUCACCCCAUCCGUCAUCUGACACCCAGGGUCAGAGUACAUUAACCGAGCCUCCCUCUCAGCCUGAGCCAUCACCACAACCAGAAACCCCAUCACAAAAGAAAUCACCACCUCAGACAACUGCUUCUCCAGACACUAAGUACCCAAGCCAUCACUCCCCUUUGGCCCUCACACAAGCUGAUAGCCCCCCUGAGGACCCCACUUCCUCUGUGGAAAAGCAGGAAGAGCCACAGAAGGCGUCCCAAGAAGAGAGAUUCUCUAUGCCACAACCUGAGUGGGUCAAUGGACCCGAGAAGGACCAUGUCAAUGUGGCUGAGCCUACACCAGAACCUGAACAUCAUUCUUUGCUCAUUGAAACUGAAACUGAGCCGAAGCAGGAGCAAUUAUCAUCUCCUAGGGACCUAAACAAUGAACAGAAGGAGCCCCUGGAGGAAGCUCUGAGUCAGCCAGUGGUAGACACUGUCACAGACACUGAGGGGACAUAAUCAUCACUCAGUAGGUAAAAGAUCAUUUUGUAAAGUUGUCUCUUCUUCUCUGUACUCAUGUCAGCAAAAUACCACCACAACACGGGACAUGACGAACAUUGACUCACACCAGUUGUUGUCUGAUAACCAACAACAAAUGAUUUUAUCUCUUACAAAUCCCAGUGUACUUAAAUAGAAGGGUUUAUUAAUAGAAUAUUUUGUUUGUGUUUUAUUUCCUUUUUCCUUUUUUUAAGUUGUGAAACCACACCACCCCUUUUAAUUAAUAUAAGCUUUUGAAAUUUUAUUGAACUGUCUGCCAUAAUGUUUCAAUUGUAUAUUGGGAAAUUUAGCUUUGACCUUCCUAUGGAAGAAAGCGAGAAAUCCUGGCUGUUCAACAACGAAUUGACUGCAGAAAAUGUGAUACUUGAAAACAGCAGCUGCUUGCCAAUUUCGUCUGUCUUCUCUUCUUUUUAAAAAUAUGCUGCAAAGUUUUGCAGCAAAYGCUUUUAUUCUGUUUCCAAGCAGAACAAAUGUCCUACAUGCAGUCAGACCAGAACAGCUGCUUUAAAUUGGAAAAUAACAUUUAAUUCAAAUAAAAGUCAAACUGUUGUAUCUACUAAAAUAAGAAAGAUCUGUAAUUUGUUUCUAGUAAUACCAUGAACGCAAAAAUAAAAGUAAAUGCGAGAUUUAAAAAAAAAAUUCAGAAAAUGAAGAGUAGGAUGUUCUGAUGUUGGGUACAUAAUGUUUUAGGUUGAAAUAAACAUGCUUUGUCUGUUUAAAACACAUGCUUUAGGACUGUUUUCAGACCCAGGACCAGUGGGGGGUKGGGGGGAGACCACUUUACUUUUCAGAUUUGUACACACUGUGUGCCGUCACUUCAGUCGAUUUGAUGAUCUCAAGUUGCUGCUAUACCAUCUAUCCACAGAGCACUUUGUUGGAUGCAACCAUGGGACUUGUAGUUUCUAGCUUCUGAUGACUUCAGCCUGUAUGUUGGCCUAAGCUUUUGCUGGGUGACUGRUGAUGAUAGCAUUGUGCCUUUUUUUGAAUGGAUUUGUGGUUCACGAUGCUACCCAACACUUUUGCGUGACGUACACCAGACUGUGCGUGCAGCUCAGUGUUAAUGGGCUCUCUGGAGAGAAUGCUACCUGCACAGAACUGACUUACCUACUGAUUGAAUGAUAGCUGCGCAGUUUGUACAGCACUCACCUAAAGGAGAACAAUAUGUCCUCCAUCAGAGUGUGCAUGCAGGCCUGUAGCCAUGUUUUAACCUUCCUGUCUCUCUUCUUCAUUUCAUAAUUGUAGUGGUUUUCUGUUGAAACAUACUAUCAGAAAUCUAUAGUCUGCUGUUCUUCCAGAGCAAAUGUCUACUACAGGAGUUGUGUUUAAUAAAAGUUGAAGGUGCAUCAGA
Messenger RNA from Austrofundulus limnaeus, 5607 nucleotides. It is a transcript of the gene scaf8, whose product is annotated as SR-related CTD-associated factor 8. The coding region runs from base 120 to 4220 and encodes 1366 amino acids. The transcript has 20 exons. Lineage: Eukaryota; Metazoa; Chordata; Actinopteri; Cyprinodontiformes; Rivulidae. The record is from RefSeq and is a predicted model, not a curated record. Gene Ontology annotation, cellular component: nucleus. Gene Ontology annotation, molecular function: RNA binding.